GGAGCACCUGGAGCGCGAGCUCGGAACGAGAAUCCACGAGUUGUAAGAAAAUGGCAGACAAGCCGGACAUGGGGGAAAUCGCCAGCUUCGAUAAGGCCAAGCUGAAGAAAACUGAGACGCAGGAGAAGAACACCCUGCCGACCAAAGAGACAAUUGAACAGGAAAAGAGGAGUGAAAUCUCCUAA
Molecule: messenger RNA, 185 nt
Organism: Grammomys surdaster
Lineage: Eukaryota; Metazoa; Chordata; Mammalia; Rodentia; Muridae
Product: thymosin beta-10
Exons: 1
Coding region: 51-185 (44 amino acids)
Biological process (GO): regulation of cell migration; actin filament organization
Cellular component (GO): cytoplasm
Molecular function (GO): actin monomer binding
Source: RefSeq, a predicted model, not a curated record